Closterium sp. Yama58-4 is the source of this 1533-nucleotide messenger RNA. Lineage: Eukaryota; Viridiplantae; Streptophyta; Zygnematophyceae; Desmidiales; Closteriaceae. The record is from the annotation of a GenBank genome assembly.
AUGGACCCGGUGCUAGUCCUCAUCAUCGCGAGCUGCAUGACAUUAACGCAGUUCGCGCUGCAGCUCAAGGAGAAUAUCACCACCAGCGCUUACCUGAAAAACUUCGAUCUCAUGCUGGAGUCGACGGCAUCCCUGCACGCGUUGCUGACGGAGUUUAAGGGCUUCAAAGGCUGGGGUGUUGCGACCGACGGCGCGAAGAAAUCGUUUCAGAGGCUUGAAGAUCUCUUACGAAAAGCCACGGCGUUGCUACAACGAUGCAUCAGCGCGCGGAGUAAACUGCUGCAGCUGGUAUCGGAGCACGCACUACAGGCGCAGGACUUCAUUAAGAUGCACGCGGAGCUGGAGCAGUGCCUCUCCACCGUCCCCAUCCAAACCCUCCCUGAACCCCUCACCUCCAAGCUCACGGCUAUGCGGCAGCAGCUGCUCAACACGCCCUUCACGGAGUGCGUCACGCCCGCCAUGCGCGCGCAGCUGCAGCUGCUGCUCUCCUCCGCCGCCUCCCCCUCCCCCGCGCUCAAGGACGCGCCCGGCUCCGACGUCCUCGCCUUCCAGCUCGCGGAGGCGCUCGGGCUGGGGCUCUCCGCGGAAGCCGCCAACCCGGGCGCGCUGCGCCGCGAGCAGGAGGCGCUGGCGCUGGAGAAGCGCAAGGCGCAGGAGGGGCGCGACCUGGCGCAGGCGAAGGUGGUGGAGCAGGUGAGACUGGGGGUGAGCAGGGGGGCAGGGUGCUGCGCAGGAUUGAGAGUUCUACCCAGGGUCAUCGACGCUCUGCUCCCCCUCGCCGCUGCCUCCUCUCCCCAGGAGGCGAAAGCAGCUGACGCGGCGGUGAGAGCCCUGGGGAAUCUUCUAGCGGAUGAGGAUGUGAAGGUGGAGCUGAUUGGUCACCUGCCGCUGCUGGUUCAGGCGCUGAAACGCGCACAGCUGCCUGCGACGCGCGCCGGCAUGGCUCGGAUUUUUAAAGCGAUUGCCACGAUCUCAGAUGAGGCGUGUAAGGUCGUGGUGGAUGCGGGCGCGGUGCCGCACUUAGCUAAGUUUGUAGACCCCAGCGCCGCUGCCGCGCCGGCCAACCCGCCGCCGACGGGCGGCGCGGCGGUGGCAGCGGCGGCCGCCGCAGAAGAAGCGUCCAAGCAGUGCGCGGCCGAAACCCUAGCGAUCCUCGCGCAAGUCCCGUCGAAACGGAGCCGAAUGGUGGCAGACGGGGCGGUGGGGCCUCUCUCCCUCCUUGUGCUCGCCUCCCCGCCCAACGAAACCCUGAUCGCGGCGGUGACGGCGCUCGCAGGGCUGGCGAGCGUGCACGAGGGGAGGGAGGGCAUGGGCGCGGUGCUGCCCACGCUGGUGAAUCUGCUGCGCGUGGAGGAUGAGGGGGUGAUGGCGCCCACGCUGGAUGCGCUGCUGCUGCUGGCCAAGCAUAGUGCUGCGUACCGCAGUGGCAUUCGGAAUAACGGUGGCAUGCGGCAUCUCAGGAACGUUCUCCGUGUAGGGCCCUCUCCGCUCCACAACAAGGGCAUGGAGCUGCUAGCAGCACUCUUCUCAUAA